AUGGAGGACUUUGACGGCAACAUAACAUACGCAGAGUAUACAACAUUUCAAGUAGCUGACGAAGCAGAUAAAUACAGAAUUACGAUUGGAGGAUACAAUGGUACGGCUGGUGACUCGAUGGUAGACAACGGCAGCGGGGUCACCCUGAGGUAAACAAAUAGUUGGUUUAUCUAUAAGGAGGAAAACGCCGUGGCCAAUUUCAUAGUCAGAGCCCAAUUUUAUAAUCAACAAUCUCUUAUUUCCUUUUCUUUGCAACCAAGUUAUUCUUACAUCUGUGAUCUUUUUCGAUUCUUUCUACUCUCACGAUAAUCAAUCUCCAUCGCAGACCACCUCUUUUAAUUAAAAUCAUAUUUGAAUUUGGACAAAAUAUGACUUUUCAGAAAGACCUUUAAUACUUUGUUUGAACGCUGAGCAUCUUGAGGGCCUGAUCUCAGGCUAAAGUGCUUACAGACAAAUCAACCACGAAAAUACUAAUACUCCUUCCAGCUUGAAACAUAGUUUGUCUGUAGUACUCAUUUAAGCAGGCGCGUCAUUGCUCUUUCUUUACAGUGGUCGACAAUUUUCAACAAAAGAUGCUGACAAUGAUCUGGACCUCGCUGUGACACCCUGUGCUGUUAGACACCACGGUGCAUGGUGGUAUCAUUCAUGCAGCUGGGCAAAUCUUAAUGGUUUGUAUCAUAGAGGACCUUACAGCACCAGUCGUGUCAGUGAUGGAGUAAAAUGGACCACAUUUAGGGGAAUGCGUUACUCACUACAACGAACUGAGAUGAAGUUAAAGCCAAAACCGUGAAAAAAAAGUGACAUUGCAACAAUUUAACUGUGGCAUCAUUUAAGCUUCGGUCAUAUAGUCACGUCAUCGUUAUGCUAAAAAAGCAGAUGAAAAAAAUGGUAAAGAGUACCCAACGAGGCACUCAUGGGGCUUAUGUCAACAACCCUAGAUACAAUUUGGUGAUACAAAGUGUGAGAAUUUUCAGCAUUACAAGCACAACAUAUCCAGACAUCAGCACUAACCGAUGAUAUAAUUUUCAAUAUACAAUCAUUAAGGUAAUAAAUGUACCAAGGUCGCUUAUUAUGACUAUUGGGGACUUUAAGAGUCCAACGACCCGACGGCAACGAGAACUUCGCUUUAAAAAUGAAUUUGCGUUCUUUCAGUCUUUAUCGCAAUUAUUCCUACUCUCUUACUUUGUCAAGUGUAGGCUAAUUCUCCUGGAGUUGAAUUCCUAGGACCAUAUCCAACGGUUCAGAAAAUGAAAUAAAUUUCGUCGUUGCUUGUUUACUCACUCCAAAAGAUGCGAAAUUAGGCAUUUUCAAGUCGUAGUCGUGCAAAAGCGGGCAAAGAAAUGUACAAACAAGCGCGAUGCACGUGCAAAGUUUUUGUUUGGCUUAUAAAACCUAUUGUUUUAUGACAUUCUCGUCAGCCGUCCGCGUCUUUGGAUCUUAAAGUCCUUAUUAUUGCAGAGAAACUUUAGGUAAUUUCAACGAAUCCUGGAAAAGGAGUCAACAUGAGUUGCGAAAAGAUCCGGAACGUAGCAAGAUAUUAAGACUGGGGUUUAAAAGUGUACACUGCCCCGGGAGACCCCAGAGAAAUCAGUGACUGUAUUUGAUCAACACUUCACACAAAUCGGGCCAUGCUUAGCCAGCUGUUUCGUUAGCCAAAUACAUUCUUCCUACACCUAUUGCCUUUAGAGAAUCCUGACAUCAUCUUUUCUUUAAAGAAACUUAUGGAAAUUAUGUGUAUGAAAUCAUCAAACCUUUAAACUCAAGGAAAGGAUGUGACCUUGAUGGAAUUUCCCGUAAACUGUUGUAAGAAGCGGCACCAAUAAUAAUACCAUCCGUAACGUUUAUCAUUGAUUUGUCAAUAAAGACUGGAAUAUUUCCUGGUUACUGGACAAUUUCAAAAGUAUCCCUGAUUUAUAGGAAAGACAUUAAGUUUGAUCCAAACAAUUGAAGGCCUAUCUCUGUCUUGUUAGGUAUAGGCGAAUCCUUGUUUACAUUUUUUGCCUCACUAGCGUAGGUUUAUCAUUAUCUGAUGAAACUAAUAAAAUGAAAUUUCUGUUAUCUCUGAAAAUGUGAGCCCGAUAUACCAAAUAGCUUCGGAGAAAAUCUCUUUGAAAAACCCUCAAAUUUACAAAGAAUGUAUGAGCUCAUUAACGUUUUGCCACCCAGUAAUUUUGCAAUUUUUAAUUGCUAAUAGUUUACUUUGUUACUGAUUGCAAAGAGCUGAAUCUUGCACAAACUCUAUAAAUUAACCAGCUCUUUUAAUUUUUGAAUCUUCUAUGGGUUAACUCGUAUGCUAAUGCGCAAAAAUGUAAACAAUGACGUCACGAUGAAUCCGCCUUUAACAAUAGUGAAGAUUGCCUUCAACCAGCUUGUUAAGGAUCUACAGGAAUUGAAAAUUCACUCCUAGAAGAUUCUCAACAUGAUUUUAUGCCAAUGCAUUUAACCCUUAGAGCCCUACGUGAAGCCACUAACGACUGGUAUCUAAAUAUUGACAAUACCAUACUAAAUGAUAUACUUUUUCUAGAGCUGAAGAAAGCUUUCGACACUGUCGACCAUCAAAUCUUAUUUCAAGAGUGUAAAUUAUAUGGAGGAGACACUCGUAAUAUUUCCUGGCUUACCUCUUUUCUUUCGGAUCGCACAAAGUGUACCUAUGUAGGCGGUUCUCUUUCGAAGAAACUGCCAAUUGUCUUUGGAGUGCCUUAUGGGUUAGCCUCCCACGCAGACGUUCUUAGGGGUUCGUCACGCGUUCCUGCCCCACACGUGGUGGGGCAGGAAAGCGUGACGAACCCUAAGAACGUUUGUGUGUGAGGCUACUUAAGGGUCUGUGCUCGGACCCCUGCUUUUCUUUUUCUACAUCAGCGAUCUCCAAGCGGGAAUUGGGUAAGUAUGUAUGAGACAGCACUUAUUCAGAAGAGGAGCUUUUUCAAGUAUAAAUGGUACGUGGUGCAACUAAAUGACGAGAUAGCUGACGUAUUUUGAAUCAAUCCGUGAAGCAGUUUAUGCAAAGGAAAAUACACCAGCUUUAGGAACGGGAUGAACAAAAUUGUUCGAAACAAAUGGGUUGCUUACUAAUUGGGGCACCCUCCGCGACAUUCUGAUAAAAAAAUUUGAAUUACAGAGGUUGUGUUAGAAAAAUGGCCGGGUGGGUUUUACUUGUUUUUGCCACAACUGUUUAUGGAAUAAGCCGUAUCUCAGAGCCUGAUUUUAAGGCCGUUAACUUCGCUAAAGCAAGAGAAGGAAGGCGGUUAAACAGUAGCGUGAUCAAAGCAAUGAAUGUGGAUUCAGAAGGCGCCUGCAGGCUUCAAUGCGUCAAUGAAGAGCGUUGCCGCUCUUACAACUUUGGAAUCACAAAGAACAAACCCGGAAAGUUCCUGUGCCAGUUGACUGACUCUGAUAGAUUUGCUGGGUUCAGUAAUUUUAAAGAAGAUGAUAAUUUCAAGUACAAAGGGAUACAGGUAACUGCCACUGAACGCAGAAAUGAAAAUAGUUACAAUAUCGGACGUAAAUGCUACACACAGAUAACUUUUCUCUUGUUUCAAACCUGUGUCUCUUGGCUAAGUUUUGGAUCAAAACAGGCAUUUGGCACUGGGUAUUAUCUCGAUACUUAAAAAGCGCUGAAAAAAAGUUCGUGUUUGCUAGUACUAAAUAUGAUUAAGGCACAACAUAACUUCGCGAAAUGAAAAAUUAUUAGUAUUAUUACAAUAUGCUGAUAGACUAACAAAUCGUUUAUGAAAUUAGUAAGAAAGUUUUAUAGUUUGAGGUAGUUGCGAUUUCUCUGUGAGCUAAAGGGCCACACCGUUGCGACCAGUACGGUAAUCAGAGUUCUUCUCAAGAAACGGGAUUUUUUUGGCACGUAAGAAAACUGACAUUCUCAGUGUUCAUAUCAAUUAUGCAUGACAUGUCGAGAAACUAGCCACCUCUCCUUUCUGUUUCACGAAUGAAUUUCAAGUUUCAAUAAUAACGAAAUGAAUUUCAUGUACAAACAAUGUAAACAUUGCUUUCCAAGAAAUUCUACAACUCGUUCACAGAUGCGAUAAAACUACACUUACCAUCUUCUACAACUUUCUCAUAUUUAAUUUUUGUUUCCUCUAUUGUAUCCAUUCCGUUUUCAAUUAUUCAAUAUUUCCCAAUCAAUUAUUCAAAACUUUUCAAUCGCAAACCAAAUGUCCGGCAGUUUGGCAUUUCGCGAGUCAGCUUUACAAUUAACCUAAAAAUAAUUAUAGUAAUUAUUGGAUUCGGCUUUCGCAUGAUUUGAAAAUCUAGGAGGGUAUUAUUCAUUCCGCAAUUCUUAACAUGUUUACCUCGAUCAAUAUUAAUUUUUAAUUUGCGUGGUUCCCGACUUCAUAAAUUUCGGAUAAUAUGCAAAUCUAGGAUAGAAAGGGAUGUUUAGUCUAGCAGAUAUAUUGGGAUCAACUAACAAAUGUUAUCAAGACAUUCGAUGCAAAUUUUUCUUCCUUUUCAUUAGCCGAGAGCCCACCACGUGACCUGCAAAUAACUGCCUGCAAAUAAUGGUCUGCUCAUGCACAAUGUCGUCCACCUAUUAUUCGUCCAGAUAUCAUUCCACUCAUGCCAAAAUGAAACCACGCUUUUCUCCUCCUUGCGAUCGCUUUUGCGUGAAAAUGGCAGAUCGUUUCGCUUCUCCGAAGAUAUUCAUUAAAAAACAAACUUGCUGAUCGAAUGACAAAACUAUUUUCCGUUAACUUGUAUUCUUGCUCAUGUCUUACUGUGUUUUUAGGCAAAAGUUCGGUUUUUUCUUCCGUAAAAUUUCCACCAUUUUCCCCAGCUACAGCCAAAACUACUAAGCUAACGGAACCUCGAUCCCUUGGGCUUCUCGGUUGGCGUGAAAUAUCCUGUAUUAGUAUUUACCGAAUAGGUGAAUUGCAAUUUUCGCGAGUUUGAUUGGCUCCCGUAACUCGGAAUAUCCUUGGCUAUUCACUGUUUUGCGACCGGAGCCAAGAUAGCAUCUCAUUUCGAGACAUUUUCGGAAGACGAAAUUUGAGCGAUAAAAGAAGCAGUCGUACAAACAAAUACCAAGAGAGCGACGAACUUUGGCUUGUCGGUGUUUACUGGUAGGUAGAAAAUUAUUUUCUGCUGAAUUAUAUUUGCAACAAAAUCAUAAAAAUGCAUUUGAAAAAAUCCCCGAAAGGUUUGUAAAUUGUAAACAAACUUCCUACCAAGUGACGAUUUUAAUUUAUAAAAAGUUGCUUUUUUUCAUUUUUAUCCAACUGCUUUGGUAAAUACUAAAGCAACUUUCCCCCUCAGGGUCGGUGAACAGCGCUAGAUAUAUACCUCGAUGCUUCGCGUCUUGGUUUAUUCACCUCCCCUUCGGGGGAUAGUUGUAUACUAUUCGUGGAAUGCAUUUUUCUUAAAGACCUUUGAAUGGAAUGCAUUUUUCUUAAAGACCUUUGAAUGCAGAGGUUCACUCAACUCGUACAAGAAGCAAAUGACUUUAAUUUGCCGUCUCUCAUUCGUAGGAAACGACAUUUACUCGAACAAAUCACCACCUGGAACCCCACGACCACCAGCAUAAUGAUGUAAAUAUUGAUAUCAGUGCUGACUUUUGGGGGCCGAAUCGCAGACGUUUCGCCUGCGAAACGUCCCUAGCGGCGAGGGCCGAGAAGAGACGGCUGCGUUCGCAGGAAAUUAAUUUAAUAGAACCCUAAGGCUACUUGAAAACGGAGACAAUGUUGGCCAACAAACUUGGGAAUUGAUGCGUCCGUGUUGGUGUGUAAACGGACUCAGUGACUCUCAACAAUGCUGGGACCUACAUGGAAGAGCUUUGCAAACGGGAUCCAAAAUUGUUGCGCUACGCUUCGGCGAUGACGGAACAAAAUAAAUGUUGGGUGUUGUUGGCUCAACAUUUUGACCGGUUUCAAACUUUGCGCAACAACUCCGAACAUCCCGCAACAACAUGCAACAGGGUGUGCAAACGGACGCAACAUGUAACAUCCAGCAAUGUUGGGAGUUGUUGGCCAACAACAUUGUGUCCGUUAGCACGGGGCUUUAGUUAUUUUCCUUGCUUUUAAAACAGAGUGUCUGCGAGUCUAGCAACGUGGACCUUUGCGGCGACAAAGGAAUCUGCAUCCCAGACUACUCCAAAGACAGCUUUACAUGUAAAUGUGACAAAGGCUACGCAGGAACAGGGUGCGGUAAGUUACAAACGUCCCAUCCCCUAGGUCUCUUCCACCUUGAGGGUUUGAAGAGGUAAGAUUCUAAUUAUUUUGCAUUAAAUGUGACUUGAAGUCGUUUAUUUAGCUGUUAACAUCUAAUUCUUCCCAAAAGAAGUCAUUUACUCGUUCUUAUUAUAAUUCAGUUCAAAGCCCGGGAGAUAAACGCCUUCUCGUAGUCCAAAGAAUAUUUAGCAAUUAUUGAAUAAGGCUGAGGAAAACUUUCGAGGCUUCGUGGUCUUAAAGAUUAACACCAUACACUCUGCUAACUGGAGCAAGACUAAUAAAUAUCAAACAUUACUGUCAAUAUAGAGCAUCAAAAUUCCGUUACGUCAGAGGUAUUUUUUACUACAUAGAGCACUUCCCAAUUGUCCGUUGACGGUUUCAAGAGUGUCCGUUAUCCGUUUUAGAGAGAUGUCCGUCUAAUAAAGUAGUCCGUUAACAGAGAGUUGACUGUAAAACGAGGGGGUGAUGAAAGAAAUCGAGACAGUACUAGAGGGCUUAAGGCGGCUCGGUUAUCACAAAUUUUGUGCCAUAACUUUUUCGGCUUUAACGCAAAGGCUACAAAAGUUUGAAAAGUCCGAAUAUACAAUUAUUUUUGAAAAGAGGUGAAGAACCUUUUGACAAUGUGUCAGCUUGGCGCGCAUAUAUCAUUGUAUAGUUUGCGACUCUUAUUUCAACUCAUUUAAAUUAAGAGUUAUAAAACAGUUUCCAAAUAAUGAUAUUUGUCGAAAGAUUAUCUGGAAAAAAGUUCACACCCAAACUCUUUUGCCUCUUUUACAUUUCAGAAUUAAUCAUAGAAGACUGCUCUAAACUUGGUCAAAGUGGUUUGGCAUCUACUGGAAUCUACUACAUCAUCCCAGAUGGUGGCAGCCCAAUACAAGUACUCUGUGACAUGAAUACAAACAAUGGAGGUUGGACUGUCUUUCAGAGACGUUUAGACGGUUCGGUUGAUUUUUUUCAGGGCUGGGAAUCAUACAAAAAUGGGUUUGGAGAUCUAAACGGUGAGUUCUGGCUUGGAAACGACAAUCUUCAUCGUUUGACAGCUUCUGAUGACGUCAUGAUAAGAGUUGACUUGGAGGACUUCGAUGGCAACAUAACAUACGCAGAGUAUACAACAUUUCAAAUAGAUGACGAAGCAGAUAAAUACAGGAUUACGAUUGGAGGAUACAAUGGUACGGCUGGAGACUCGAUGGUAGAUAACGGAGGGCAGACACAAAGGCAAGCAAAUAUUUCGCCGGUAAUUAAUUUGUAGCAACAGAAAAAAAGACCAAUACCACGCUUAUAACUGGCUCCCCCACUUACAAGCCACCCCCAGUUAUAAACCCAUCUAUAGACCCGUAAACACACAAAAUACAUCCGAUUACAAGCCUCCGGAUAUGAUUGAAAGGCUUGUUUCAAACGUCGUGCUACUGCCGUGCUAAGCUGAAUCUACUGUAGCUCGACUGCAGCACGACACUAGCACGACUUGGUUUCAGGUCGAAUUUAAUUCAGUCGAAUAGAACGGCUGUUGCCUAAAACAAAACACAAAAAUAAAGAAACGGUUUAGCAAACUUUAAAUGUAUUCUUAUGUAUUUAUAAUUUAUGAAUUGAGUUCGGCACGGCAGUAGCGCGACGUUUGAAACCAAGUGGAGCUACUGCCGUGUAGCAGGGCAACGCUUGCCAUGCUACACGGCAGUAGCACAACUUGGUUUCUAGCGCUGCGCUACUGCUGUGCUUAAGUCGAUUUUAAUUCGAUCAAUUUAGUUCGGCACGGCAGCAGCACGACGUUUAAAACGGGCCUAAGCCCCUUACAAAUCUAUUGAAUUCGAUUUAUUAUCAAUGACAUUUUAAAGCUUAAUUAAAAACCAGUAAAUGCAAAACGUAUUAGGACUGCUAUAUCUUGUUUCAAAGAGCUGUUUCUAUUUCGGUAAUACAACACCUGGGAUAUAGCCCCUCUGUUUAUAAGCCCUUCUACAUCCCUUACGAAGAUGUUUAGGCCCAAGGAGAAGAGGCAGUUAAAGGCCGUACUAUCAAAUCAGCAGUCUUUCAUAUACUUUCUUUACAGCUCACCUUACACUGCUGUUACAAGUCUUUUUACCCUUACAAUAAGUGAUCGCCAACGCUGACCACCUCAUAGAUAGAUACCUUCUCUCUGAUAUUCAAACCAUUUUAUUAAUUUGUAGAGUCAAGUAGACUCGUAAUCGACCACAGCCACAUAAGUGGCAUCUGUAUUUUAACUGCAGGUGUAGCAGUGAGCUGAAAUGCACAAAGCCUUUACUUCGGAAGCAUGAUGCGUAUUACUCGAAUCACCUCAUGUUGGGCAGGGGAAUUUCGCUUGCGGAAUAUGGAAUCCUGGUUUUUAGAAUCCGGAAUGUAGCUCAAGAAAUCUGGAAUUCAGAAUCUAAGACUAGCUUGGAUUCCCUUGUAUGGGACGACUCGUAAAUCCUAAAUCAAAAUCCACCUUGAAAUCCACCUCGAGAUCCUUUCUUCAAAUCCUAACUCGGUAAAUAGAUCACCUCCUGACAAACAAAUCUCUUUGUUUAAUUUCUGCCAUUAUCAAACUGUGACUUUUUUCUGCAGUAAUUUACAGUUUUCAACCAAAGAUGUCGACAAUGAUCUGUAUGACCCUGACAAUUGCGCUGCUUUACUCAGUGGAGCAUGGUGGUACCACUCCUGCAGUUGGGCCAAUCUAAAUGGUUUGUAUCGUCGAGGAACUUAUAAUUCCAGCUACUUGCCCCACGGAGUAAAAUGGGUCACGUUUAGAGGACAAUAUUAUUCUUUGAAACGCACUGAGAUGAAAUUAAAGCCUAAACCAUAA
Porites lobata is the source of this 8967-nucleotide messenger RNA. NCBI's taxonomy places the organism in Eukaryota, Metazoa, Cnidaria, Anthozoa, Scleractinia, Poritidae. The record is from the annotation of a GenBank genome assembly.